CAUCUAUAUGUAAAUCUCAUUGGGGUUCUUAACAAGCAAAACCUGCCAUAUGCGCACAGCAAACGCUGUGCAAUUCCAGUGCAACAGCUGCAACAUGCUAGCGACAAACUCGCGGCCAAAGCCUACUACUGUCCUAGCGCCUAGGGCUGGCGAUCUAGGCGUUGCGGCGUCCAUUCCCUUGCGGCUGUCUAGAGCGUCCUGCCCGGCCUUCAACGCCCCCAAUGCCCAGCGUCCUAGAGGCGCACGUCUCAACCACUGCACAGCCUCUGCCUCCUUACCGCCCGGCGCUAUAACAACAGUUGUGGUGUCAGCUUCCACAGCUCCACCGCCUGCCUCACCCCUUCUGUACCAGUAUUACCAACUUGAAGUACCUCAGACACCGCCAGGCAUCAGCUUGGUUGACUUCACUCCACAGGUCCGACAGCUAGUUGAGCAGGUCGGACUGCAAGAGGGUUGCGUGCAUCUACUCUCGCGCCACACCACUACUGCCUUGACCAUCAAUGAAAACGAGGCGCGGCUGAUGGACGAUGUACGGCAGUUCUUGUCCCGUCUCGCACCGGCAGCCGAUCCUUACCUCCACAACGACUUGCACCUCCGGCCAGCUCCGUCCGACUGGCCUGGCGGCUGGGAGGCGUGGGCCGCGCAGGAGCCGCGCAAUGCCCAUAGCCACCUGCUGAGCAUGCUACUCGGCAACACACUGACAGUGCCAGUAACGCGAGGAAAGCUGGCUCUCGGCACGUGGCAGUCGUUGAUGCUUGUGGAGCUGGAUGGGCCACGGCCGAGGACAAUCGGAGUGCAGCUGACAGGUCAUUCCAUACAGAUCGAGCGCAAUGCAAUAUAGCCCUUCAGGGGGCCGAUCGGAGGGCCUCCUGCACGGGCAUCAGCAUUGAAAGUAUAUGCGUAAAACGCGGCUCAGAAAUCCAAAUAUGCAUACAUACACACACAUGUCCCCGUAUAUGGUGCGCAUACAUGUGGUGUAAGGGGCUAGUGGUUUCCAAGUAACUUGUUUCGUUGUUUGGACAUCCAGUCUUCUACUUCAAGUGGAUAGAUGCUGUCAGUGCAUCCGGAUAAGAACUGUUUCUGGGAUGCAGCGCAACACUGAUUGCAGCCUGCGAGAGGGGCCGUCCAAUAUAUAAGGUCGCUAUCUACGGACGGGAGUGGCUGGGUGCCGUGCCAGCCGUGUGUGGUUGUAUACCGGACUGAAUGGCCGAAAUCCUCUUUGGUGCUGGUUGCUGUCAUGGGCGGGGCAUCAGAACAAUGCGCAGCCUUCACAUUGCACUCCGACAUGCACUCUGUACAUGCAUGCAUACAAGCCUGUCGCGGACGUAACCGUAAAGGCUAGUGUGUUAAUGCCUGGUGUGCAUGCAAUGCGGUGUUAGAUUGAUGCACUGCACCUCUGUCUUUCUGUAUAUCGAGGUGUACCUUUGGUCCGUCAACAUGAUCCUGCGGCAUGACGACAUGUUCCUUUGUUGUGCCUACACCGUAUUUGCGGUAUGUUGACAUGUCAUGUUCCUGCAGGGUGUCGACAUGUCCCCGUGUUGCAUAGGCGCGCCCCAUCCCCUGUAGCCCUGUUUCAUGGUGCAAGCUGCC
Molecule: messenger RNA, 1590 nt
Organism: Astrephomene gubernaculifera
Lineage: Eukaryota; Viridiplantae; Chlorophyta; Chlorophyceae; Chlamydomonadales; Astrephomenaceae
Source: the annotation of a GenBank genome assembly